Molecule: messenger RNA, 1980 nt
Organism: Zychaea mexicana
Lineage: Eukaryota; Fungi; Mucoromycota; Mucoromycetes; Mucorales; Lichtheimiaceae
Exons: 6
Coding region: 1-1980 (659 amino acids)
Source: RefSeq, a predicted model, not a curated record
AUGAGUACCGUAUUUUUAUUUGAAGAUGGACAUGGAAAUGUCGUUGAUGAGAAUGGCGGCCCUAAGCCCAUGGAGUACAUUGUCGAUCAGAAGGAGUUUGUUGUUGAGACAAUUGCCACUCACACUGAUUACUUGAAAAAUGCAGCUUCCAGCAAGUCUUCUUCGGCUUGUCCAAUGCGAAUAGAAAAGCCAAGAGAUGAAGAUAUUUGUAUGAAGGAAGCCAACAUGAAACGUGAUUAUGUGCGUUAUACCGUCCAGGAUAAGGUUAGAUUUUUCGACCUGAAGAUUGAAAAGUGUAUGAGUGCAUCAGCUGCAGCGAAGCAGUUGGGAAUUCACAUUCGAACUGCUCAGAGAUGGGUUAGCCAGUAUAGUUUAUGCCCUGAUAGCAUUUUUGAUAAUUGUAAACAAGCUGGUCGCAAGUGUAUCUUGUCCAAAGACCAUAAAACGGCAAUUAUCAACUUCAUUGAUGCUAAUCCCUCGGCUGUUGUUGUUGAAGUGACAGAACAUUUAUUGAAGCAAUUCAGUGAUCUUAAAGUUUCACGCAGCACCAUUUAUAACUUUAUGAGGAAUGAAUGCAAUCUUUCGUUGAAAAAAGCAGAUUUCCAUUCUAUUGAAAGAAACAGUUCAGCAAAGAUUGAGGAGCGGCACAAUUGGGUUUACGAAUCUGCUUUUGAUAUCAAUAUGAAACGCUCAAGAGCUUGGUCCAGAAAAGGUACUCGUGCUAUUGUUACUCGACCUACAACGAGAGCAAACACAACAUCUAUAUUGGGCGCAAUCUCUGCAGCAGGUUUGAUCACAGUGGGCAAGCCACAUGCUCUCAAGUUAUCAACAAGUUGCUCACGACCGAUUCCCCAAAAUCUCCUGGAGUCUAUUGACACAAGUACUGAUCAAGAUUUACCAGCAACAACUGAGCAAACCGCACGAAUUUCUACAUCUGCAGCCGUAGAACCUGAUAGUAUAACUUCGGUACAAGAUAAUCUCUCUACUCCACCUUUUCCCUCAGCAAACCAGUACAACACCACUACCAACGAGGACAGCAACAACGAUGAUGAAUGGAUGUUUAAUGGCACCAAUGUGACGAAUCUGUUUAAACGAUACCAGCACAAGAUCAAAGACCAGGUAGUGGAAAAGAAUUCGUUUCAAGCAGAAUCUGACCUUCAAGAAGUACUUGCCCUGUCCAACGUCCUCUUCCUAGCCCCCAAUCAACGUAGCGACUCGAAAGCGGACUUCUCAACGCAAGAGAUUUCUGAUUUGGCAGUCAUUGUGGACGAUAUCCAAACUGGGAAGAAAUUGACCAUUGAUGCCCAAGUGGAUCUCCUCAUCAUGGCCAAGACUAUGGGACCUACCAAAGCAGCUGUGGUGCGUGGUAUUGCAAAUCUUGUAGUCAAACUCCCAACGCGAGAAAUUGUUGAUUUGGAUUCCCUUGGAGAAACUGAAUUGCAAUCAACUUCCUUUGAUCCUGUAUUAGCAUCUCUUCUCUCGAACCCUCAACAAAACGUCGUCUUGCGCUGGGCAAACAAAAAUGAAGAAGUGUUCAAUAUCUGCCCUGACGCCGUCAUCUCUACCAUCAUCCAAUCAAAGUAUGGUCGCCCUUUGGGCUUUGGCGAGGUGAAGCCAGGCAACUCUUCAACAAACAAGCACACACUUUGCAUAGACACCCUUCGCCUAGCAACAUUAUCCAAAGACACUAUCGAUGGCUUCCGAGUAUCGUUUUUCAUGGUGCACAGGCAGCAUGAAAACUUGUAUAUUAUGGUGGAAGUGGCGACAUUUGUCUUCCCUAGCUCCCUAGAUACCCUUGAUGCAUUAACGACCAAGAAGAAUCUGUGUACACUGGCGCGUGUCAGCUCCUCGUUUUGGAACAACAGUACGACCCCAUCCAAAUCGUUAAUAUCACCCUCACCUCGCCUGCCCAUCUCUACUCUGUAUCAAAUAAUUGACAAAUCUCACAAUAGGAAUGCUGGCACAACAUCUCGUUAUUAG